This is a messenger RNA of Parus major (Great Tit), 1488 nucleotides long. RefSeq names its product survival motor neuron protein-like. Gene Ontology annotation, cellular component: cytoplasm; nucleus. NCBI's taxonomy places the organism in Eukaryota, Metazoa, Chordata, Aves, Passeriformes, Paridae. The record is from RefSeq and is a predicted model, not a curated record. Gene Ontology annotation, molecular function: RNA binding. Gene Ontology annotation, biological process: mRNA processing. The transcript has 9 exons. The coding region runs from base 34 to 879 and encodes 281 amino acids.
UUCCGGCGGCGGGGCGCGCUCGGGGCUCGGCGCAUGCGCGGCGGGCGCGCGGCCAUGGCGGACAGGGUGCUGUUCCGGCGCGGCACCGGGCAGAGCGACGACUCGGACAUCUGGGACGACACAGCCCUCAUCAAGGCGUACGACAAGGCGGUGGCCUCCUUCAAGAAUGCCUUAAAGAACGGGGAGUGCUCAGAGCCUUCAGACAAGCAGGAGCAGCGCAUGAUGAUAAAGAGAAAAAACCAUAAAAAGAACAGAAAUAGAAACAAGAGCAAUACAGCGCCUUUGAAACAGUGGAAAGUUGGUGACAGCUGCAGUGCUGUUUGGUCUGAGGAUGGUAACUUGUAUCUAGCAACUAUUGCCUCCAUCAACCAGAAGAGAGGCACAUGUGUUGUCACUUACACAGGAUAUGGAAAUCAGGAGGAGCAGAACCUGUCUGAUCUACGUCCUCCAACCAGCGAUGAAACAGUAAAUGGGAUGAGCCAUUCUGGGGAGAAUGAAAAUGAGACUCCAUAUUCAACAGAUGAAAGUGAAAAAUCUUCCCAGUCAUCUCGAAACAAAAGUGACUGCACAAAAGCAAGAUUUUCCCCUCAGAACUUGAGAUUUCCUACACCACCACCACCACCACCAGGCCUAGGAAGGUCUGGAUCAAAAUUCAAGGCACCUCCAUCAUUUUUAUCUUGCUGGCCCCCACCCUUCCCAGCAGGACCACCAUUGAUUCCUCCUCCACCACCCAUGAGGCCAGACUCUGCUGAGGACGAUGAAGCAUUGGGAAGCAUGUUGAUAGCCUGGUACAUGAGUGGUUACCACACUGGAUAUUACCUGGGUUUAAAACAAAGCCGAAUGGAAGCAUCGCUGGAGAGACAAACACAUGCAAAGUAACCGAAUAUCCACCAUUGUUCUGGAGGAUUCCAGGUACAAAUCUUUUCCAUUGAGAGGUGUAUAUCACUUAUGCAUUGGGGAUUGAUGGUGAAGAACUGAAUUUUUACCAAGACAAUUAGUCAUAAUGUUUUCUUAACACUGAGCUGUCCCUGUUAACAAAUAAAUAAUUUCAGACUAGUAAUUAAAUGUGCAUUGAAAUGAGCUAUUUCUUAAAAGACCUCUAGUCAAAUGUAUUUCAGAAACACUGCAACGAAGUACUUUUUACUUCCUUGAGGCAAUUUCAAGACUUCUUAUUGCAUGUUAGAUUUAACUCUUUUGACCCCGUGUGAUAGAUUUUCUUUAUCUCUCAACAUGUCUUGCAUUCCUCAGGCUUUCUGUCUGAAUGACAGCACCAGAACGAUUGAUUAUGGUAUCCUCUUUUAGGAGAAAGCUGUGGCAGCAAUGUGUGUUGCAGUGGCCACUGGUGCCACUGGCGUGGAAAAGAGUGUGCUGUUGUAGUAGGAGGGACAUCUUACAGGUCUGAUUAGAAUCAUGAAAUUUGACAGCUGGUUUCAGAAAGGCUAUUGUCUCAUUUAAAAUGUGAAUAAAGUUCUACUUUUUAAACUUUGA